Ictalurus furcatus (blue catfish) is the source of this 2309-nucleotide messenger RNA. It is a transcript of the gene thg1l, whose product is annotated as tRNA-histidine guanylyltransferase 1-like. The coding region runs from base 261 to 1154 and encodes 297 amino acids. NCBI's taxonomy places the organism in Eukaryota, Metazoa, Chordata, Actinopteri, Siluriformes, Ictaluridae. Gene Ontology annotation, biological process: tRNA modification. Gene Ontology annotation, molecular function: tRNA guanylyltransferase activity; magnesium ion binding. The transcript is spliced from 6 exons. The record is from RefSeq and is a predicted model, not a curated record.
ACAGUCUGUCGGACCAAUACAAAUGACGCUGCCGCAGUUUUGGAGUAUAGUGGGCAAAUUUGAAGUCUAGCGUUCAAUCUCAAAUUGUGAUCUGAUAAUAAUUGUGUCAUAUCAUUGUAAGUUAAUCAACGAGUAAAGUAUGUUAAAUGUAUUUGACUGACAACAGGCUAGUUAGCUAUAGCUAGUAAGGUGAACUACGAUACAGGAGGUUCCCACGAGUUUUGAAGGAUUCUUCAGUUUCUGAUCUCGUUUGAAAUCCCAUGCUAAGUCGAGCCUCUGCGUUGUUUGGAAAUUUAGCGAAGAGAAGCAGUGAACAUCUGGCUCUGUUGUGCACCAGCUGUGUUAUGGCGAAGAGUAAGUUUGAGUACGUGCGCUGCUUUGAGACUGAUGACACGUGCUUACGGAACUGCUACAUCGUCGUUCGGCUGGAUGGCCGCAAUUUUCACAAGUUUGCCGAGCAGCACAACUUUAUGAAGCCCAAUGAUGACAGAGCUUUAGGCCUGAUGGCCCGCAGCGCACGCUCCGUCAUGGAGGAUCUAGAGGACAUUGCUAUAGCUUAUGGGCAGAGCGAUGAGUUCAGCUUUGUUUUUAAGAGAUCAACCAACUGGUUCAAAAGAAGAGGAAGUAAACUGAUGACCCAUGUGGCAUCACAGUUCUCCUCCAGCUAUGUGUUUUAUUGGAAGGAGUAUUUUGGAGAGCAGCCGCUGCUCUAUCCUCCGGGCUUCGAUGGCAGAGUUGUUUUAUAUCCGACCAACCGUAAUUUAAAAGACUACUUAAGCUGGAGACAGGCUGACUGCCACAUUAACAACUUGUACAACACUGCUUUUUGGACCCUGGUGCAUAAGGGUGGACUCUCCACAACUCAAGCAGAGGAGAGACUAAAUGGAACUUUGUCUGCAGAUAAGAAUGAAAUGUUGUUUUCAGAGUUUAAUAUGAAUUACAACAAUGAAUCACCUCUGCACAGAAAAGGCACCACAUUGAUCUGGGAAAAAGUCGAUGAAACGUCAACUAAAAGGAUCACGUUACCCAAGGAAGGAGAAAAAGAGGUCACUUUUACACGGAGCAGAAGAAAAGUUACCGCUCAUAACUGUGAUAUAAUUGGAGAUUUGUUCUGGGAAGAACAUCCAGACAUUUUAGAGGAAGACAGCUGCUGAAUAUAAACAUGGUGAAAAGACUGGAGCUGGACUAGUAAAUGUUUUAGUGUGGACACAAACAUAAUAUUAUGAUUUUCUUUACUUCCAGAAAAUAAAAAGUUUAAAUAUAUAGUAGUUUUUUUUUUGUAGUGUUUUUAUUUGCCAGGUUAAAGAAUGACUGACUCAUGUGCUCUGCUUUCAGAAGGAAAAUGCUAUUCCUAGUUAUACUUAAGCAACUGUUCUAUUCUCUGAAUGAAGUCAAAGGCAAGACAUGUUCAAUCAGAGUAUGUUCCUGUGCAUACCUGAACAUUCAGGUCACUAACCAUGUCAGAUUAUUUAUUUGGGUACAAGGAAGAACCUGGAUUAACAUGCACCUCAGCUCUGACACCACAAGGUGGCACCAUGUAGCUUUCAGACAUGCUCUGGACUAUGACCUACAUAUUAAAUCUUGUCAGCUACCUCUAUGGAGGCUUCUGCAUUGUUUGGUGGGAUUUUAUAAUCAGUUAAAUAGAAAAUAUUGUGCCUAUUACAGUCAAUGAAAUCAUUAGCUCCUAGUGCAUUACAAUAACAUGCUAAAUAAAUAAAAAGGACGUGCACUUCGUUGUUCUAUUAAAUUCUAUUAAAUCACAAAAUACUAAAUCUGGGUCUUAACCUGAGCUCAGGUUUGUGCUGAUUUGGAGUUUCCCCAUGUUCUCCACAUGUCUGCAUGGGUUUUCUCUGGAUUCUUUGGCUGCCUCCCACCUCCCAAAAACGUGUACAGUAAGUAGGUGGAUUGUCUAGAUGAAUUGCCGUAAGUGUGAAUAUGAGCGUGCAUGGUGCAUGGCCCAACAAUCUUUAACUUAACAUAAUGAGAACAUUGUCUGUCUUUAACACGGUCAUUAUUUGUGAUUUGUUUUUGUCAGUAUGUCAUUUCCUGUGGACUGAGGAAUCUUUUCACACUAUCACUUCAAUUUGUGCCUUUGAUCAUGCUGUUUCUGACUGCAGUACCAACAUCACUGUUAUUAAUGUAGAACCGUUAUUUUAAUGAAUGAUUUCUGCAGCACACACUGGCUUACAGACCAGAACUUUCUAACCUAAUUGGUGGCUUCCUAAACUCGAAUCUGCUGCUGAUUCACACACACAUUCAAAUCCUUAUUGAGCUAACAAAAAAGAAUACACACACAUAUACAUGCACAC